AUGGGUGCCGUAUCUGCUCUCCUCUUGGUGCUAAUCACCAUCAUUUUGCCUCCGGUUGGAGUUUAUCUAGUUGCAGGAUGUGGUGCUGAUCUAUUGAUCAAUAUCUGCUUGACAGUUCUUGGAUACAUCCCAGGUCAUAUCCACGCCUUCUACCUUGAAUACAUCUACUUCGACCGGCGCGAACAAGCUCGUGAGGGUCGCUUCACAGCCAGUCGCGCUCCAGGUGUCUACAGCGACCGUGUUCAGUCAGGCGGACAUGGCUACGGAACUAUUGUACAGCCCGUCCAGUAA
Molecule: messenger RNA, 291 nt
Organism: Cadophora gregata
Lineage: Eukaryota; Fungi; Ascomycota; Leotiomycetes; Helotiales; Ploettnerulaceae
Exons: 3
Coding region: 1-291 (96 amino acids)
Cellular component (GO): membrane
Source: RefSeq, a predicted model, not a curated record